GUCAAAAUGGCUGCCCCAAGGAAGCCCGCACCGCGCAGCUAGGAAGGGUUGGGGAACCAGCUUCUGCGGGAAAGGGGGAGGGGGGCUCUCGGAAGAGCCAUCGCCAGAACCGUAGGCAGGACUAUCGCCCCCCGGAGCUGCACAGGUUCUAGUUUCAGAUACCCCCCGACAAAAACUUUUGAACUAUCUGGAAAAAUACCAGCCAGGAAAAAUGAUAAAGUUUUUCCUCAUGGUGAAUAAACAAGGGCAGACCCGACUUUCUAAAUACUAUGAACAUGUGGAGAUCAGUAAGCGUACACUGCUGGAAACAGAAGUCAUCAAGAGCUGUCUCUCCCGAUCCAAUGAGCAAUGCUCUUUCAUUGAAUUUAAGGAUUUUAAGCUGAUAUAUCGACAGUAUGCAGCUCUCUUCAUUGUGGUUGGAGUUAAUGACACUGAGAACGAGAUGGCAAUUUAUGAAUUCAUCCACAACUUUGUGGAAGUUUUAGAUGAAUACUUCAGCCGGGUGAGUGAAUUAGAUAUAAUGUUUAAUUUGGAUAAAGUACACAUCAUUUUGGAUGAGAUGGUGUUGAAUGGCUGCAUUGUGGAAACAAAUCGGGCAAGAAUUCUUGCGCCUCUACUCAUUCUUGAUAAAAUGUCAGAAAGCUGAAUAAUGGAAGGUUCUGCCAGACAACAUCAACUGGUGAGAAUACCAUGGACUACCUCUCAACAUCUGCAACCCAAAAAGUCUGGAGUAUGCAUUGCAAAAUGGGGUAUCCUUCCAAAGACAUUUUAAAUAGGUGUUCUCCAUAGUUCCUAAAUAGAAAACAAACUGUAGUUUGAAAUAUGGUGUACAAAGAAAAUUCUUCUCUAAGAGACAAGUUUUAUUUUCUAACCAUGAGCAUUGUUUUCCUCAGUUCAAAUUUUGUUGGGUUCUCAGGGCAUCUUUUUUGUUCUCUGCUUCCCUUUGUAUAUUUACUUUAGGAUAGCAGCAUGAGAAGAAUGUGAGACAAUUAUUAGUCAAUAAAGUUUUAAACACAUAGCACUUGAA
This is a messenger RNA of Suricata suricatta (meerkat), 1027 nucleotides long. RefSeq names its product adaptor related protein complex 4 subunit sigma 1 (gene AP4S1). The record is from RefSeq and is a predicted model, not a curated record. Lineage: Eukaryota; Metazoa; Chordata; Mammalia; Carnivora; Herpestidae. The coding region runs from base 212 to 646 and encodes 144 amino acids. Gene Ontology annotation, biological process: vesicle-mediated transport; protein transport. Gene Ontology annotation, cellular component: intracellular membrane-bounded organelle. The transcript is spliced from 6 exons.